Molecule: messenger RNA, 1395 nt
Organism: Symbiodinium natans
Lineage: Eukaryota; Dinophyceae; Suessiales; Symbiodiniaceae
Source: the annotation of a GenBank genome assembly
AUGACUGUCGACAACCUCAUAUUGGCCGCGCUCGUGUCGGAGUUCACGGCGACGGCGACGGCGUACAUCAAAAAAUUCGACAAUCUAGGCAGAGACCACAGCGGAGCUCCGCAGCGAAAUGUCGUGAGCCAUGUGGCCUUUGUGUCGCGCAGUCUGCGCGUGCUGAGACAGGAGCAAGCCUGCUUGGUUUGCUUCCGUGGCUUGGAAAAUCCGCUCGACUACUGGCGCGAGACUAUGGGGCACUGGGGAAACCGGCUUCCCGUUCUGCGGGAGUGUGUGAUCCUGAUGUUGUGCGUUUUCGAAUCCACUGGGAUUUUGGAGCAGAAUUUGGCCGCAUAUCGUGCUGUCUCUUCUGGACAACGACAGAACUCAACUCCGGCUACUUUGAAGACAAUUUUGAAGGUGUUGCUCGACGUGGACGACGUUGUCAAAUUCAACGACCGGGAUCAGACAUACAGUCUCACGAAAUUCGGGAUGGAUGCUUUCAACUUGUACCGCACAAUGUUCGGGGCUGGCAAGAAUGUGGCCCAGCACAACCUGCCUCAGCGCACGACCCGGCGCUUCUUGUCCGCGACCGGGCUUGCUGCGUUUACGCGAUUGCAAUCGGAGCAGAAGAAGACCACGACGGCCGCCGUAGUUUCCGAGGAUGAAGCAAGGCACUUGAAGCGCCUUGUUGAAGAGUCUACAGACCUGCGCGCCACAAAGAAGCAGAGGACCAUGUCAGAAAUGCUGGCCAACAAAGUUGCAACUAAGGUUAGCCUGUUGUCUCCUGAUGCAUUUGCUGCAGAUGGGAGAGCAAAGCUGGAGAAGCUCUUAGCAGAAGAGAAAAGUCGGGUUUCCAAGCUCAGUGAUAUGCAGGUUCGAGAUCUUGAUUCCUCGGAACCAAUGGAUGCCAGCGGUGGCGUGGCCGUGUGUGUGAUCUCAAAAGGUGAGGUGAGCAACGCUAACGACAUCAUAAAGGCAUGUGCGAAACAGCUUCAUCGGCUUGGAGGCCUCAAAGUUCUCCACCUUACUUCCAGCAACUUAGUGGCGCGCAUUCUUGAAGCGAAGUUCGUGGUUUGGGUGGCUACGUCAAAGGAAGCGGAAGCAUCUCUCAUUGUGCAGGGGAAGGAGUGCCAAACAGGCCCCUUGGAUGUAAGCUCGAUCCUUUGUAGGCUUCUGGGGGGCUACGUGGCCGGACCUGCGUGGCUUCAGAAAUCUUCAUCCAGAGGACGCCUCCUGAAACCCGUUUUGCAGCUCACCGCCUCCGCCAACACAGAGCUUCAGGUCGGUUUUGAUGCGACAGUUCCGACCCGCGAAACCAUCUUGAGGCUCCUUGCGGCCAUCGAAUCGCACCCCAAGGGCUACCGCAAAUGGGUUAUCAGGGCAAACCGAAGCGAUCUGCCGCGGGCUUAG